Messenger RNA from Poecilia reticulata (guppy), 1408 nucleotides. RefSeq lists its product as uncharacterized. Gene Ontology annotation, biological process: generation of catalytic spliceosome for second transesterification step. NCBI's taxonomy places the organism in Eukaryota, Metazoa, Chordata, Actinopteri, Cyprinodontiformes, Poeciliidae. The record is from RefSeq and is a predicted model, not a curated record.
UAUCACGUGGCACUUGUUGUAGAUCACGUGAGUUUGUUUUGGCUGAGUCGCGGCUCAAUAUUGCAACUUCAAUCCAUGGCAAGAAACGAGGAGAAACAACAGGGAAGACUGAACAGACUGUGGCUACAGAAAGAGAGAGAGGAGGGACGGCUUAAAGAUGUAAAUAAGCGUCGACCCAAACUGUCUACUCUCAAUUCAGCUCCGUCUGUAAAAAAGUGGAUUCCCAGCAUCAAAAGUGAGAUCGAGUAUUACCUGCAGCAAUCCCAGCUUCCUCAUUACCCGGAGAGGAAGAUAGCUGAGUUCCAGCUGCACAUCGAGGCUUUGGAAAAAGAAUACAAAAGCUUCUUACGCAAGCUACGAGCUCUAGACCCCUCAUGCAAGCACAAACCGUGGACUCCCAGAGCCUACAGCAAACGGAGAGGAGAGACUCAAGACCCACCAAAUGCUGGUAAAAACCCUCGACUUAAUGAGCUGUAUGAUGAAGGGAGCCAGAAGAGCAGAGGUGAGAGUGACUCUGCAAGCGAUUCUCCUGGAUGUUUUCGGUCCUUAGCAACAGCGGCGACCUGCAGCUUUUCAGACACCAGGCUUCACAGCCUCGUUCCCACUAGCGCCGUCUCAGAUGAAAGUUCAGUCCAGGAUCAGCCGCUCUCCUUCGACCAGACGCGACUGGCGGUGGCUGCAGCUGCGUUCAGAGGACCGGCUCUGCGCCAAAGUUCCACCCAAACACAGAACCUCGCCAGGAUGCUGCAGUCUGGCCUUCCCAACCUCAAAAUGCACUUAGUGUUGCCCGAUCAGCACUUCCUGUCUGUGGUCAUGUUGCACACCAUUGCACAUCUUGCAGUGCCCACCCUCAGCACCAGGAUGAGAAAAAAAAUGCAUUUAACAAAGUUGGACGUUCAAAACAUAACUGCACGUAAGUAUAAAAGUAACAGUGCCAAACAUUACAUUUGCAUCAUGUUUUUGAAUAUCAACAAAAUAGCUACUAAUGUGUAAUGUGCAUAUUGACAUUCACUGCAGGUGUGCCCUAAAGUGAAGCACGGUGGUGGCCACAUCAUUAUGUGGGUUUUUUUUCUUGGAGAAAAGGAAGCUGGCAGAGUUUAUAAGAAGAUUAAUGAAUUUUAACACUGGACAAACCUGAAGGGAGGAAUGCAGUUUAUUUGUGAAAGUUUAUUUAGUAAGAAUAUGCAUAUUCUUACUAAAAUAUAUGUGUAUUUAUUCUUUUGUUUCACUAAUUAUGUGCUGCUUCAUGUUGGUCUAUCACAUAAAUCCAAAUUCAAUAUAUUAAAGUGCAUUGCUUUGUCAUCACAAGAUUUCGCAUGGCACAAAUGCGUUUGCCAGGAACCUCUUAUGAAAUGGUAAUUCAUCAAAUGUGCCGUGCAAAACUAAAUAUCCGUUUUCAAAAAAAAAA